ACCAUCGACGCAGAUCCACUAUCGGAGAAAAGAAAUAGCCAGUUUUAUGUUCCUCGCGAUGAAUGCUUCUCGGAGAUAAAGCAGCUAACAUUUUCAGCAAAGACAGUAUAUUUAGUGCUGCGAGUAUUGGUGCCAUCCCUAGGAACAGUGAUGAAGGACAGAGAUCUUGGAUUCCCCUACUUCACAACCAUAGACUCGCUUUUCACUAAAGGAGUUAACUUGCCAUCUGAAGAAAACCAAGAAGGGUUCCUCAGAGCCAUCAUGCCCAGGCUUGUCAAAACCAUUUCUGAAACAGGAGGAGAUGUUUUGCGCUUUGAGACUCCCGAAACGAUGAACAGGGACAAAUUCUUUUGGUUUAGGGACGAGGAAUUUGCCCGACAGACUCUUUCUGGUCUCAACCCUUAUAGCAUACAGUUGGUCACGGAAUGGCCAUUAAAGAGCAAACUUGACCCUGAGAUCUACGGUCCACCAGAAUCAGCCAUCACAACAGAAAUGAUUGAGGAAGAAAUUGGAGGUCUAAUGAGUAUUGACAAGGCCAUACAACAAAAGAAGUUGUUCAUACUAGAUUGCCAUGACCUUUUGCUACCAUUCGUCAACAAAGUAAGACAGCUUGAAGGCACUACGCUUUAUGGUUCACGGACGCUAUUCUUCUUAACCACAAAUGGCACAUUGAGGCCACUGGCUAUAGAACUCACUCGGCCGCCUAUGGAUGGAAAGCUGCAGUGGAAGCAAGUUUUUAAACCUUCUUGGCAUUCAACGUCUAUCUGGCUUUGGAGGCUUUCCAAAGCUCAUGUCCUUGCCCACGACUCUGGCUAUCACCAACUUGUUAGUCACUGGUUGAGAACUCAUUGUGUAAGUGAACCUUAUGUAAUUGCGACAAAUAGGCAACUUAGUGUGAUGCAUCCAAUCUACAGACUGUUGCACCCUCAUUUUCGUUACACCAUCGAGAUCAAUGCUCUUGCUCGAGAGGCGCUUAUCAAUGCAAGUGGAACCAUUGAGACUGCAUUCACACCUGGCAAAUAUUCCAUGGAACUCUGCUCCGUCGCCUAUGAUCUCCAGUGGCGAUUCGACCGGCAAGCAUUGCCCGCUGACCUAGUUAGCAGGGGAAUGGCUGUUGAGGAUCCAACUGCUCCUCAUGGACUAAAGCUAACAAUUAAAGACUACCCUUUUGCUAAUGAAGGCUUGAUCCUUUGGGAUGCCAUCAAAUUAUGGGUCACUGAUUAUGUCAACCACUAUUACCCAAACCCUAGCCUUGUAGAGUCCGAUCGAGAGCUCCAAGCAUGGUGGACAGAAAUUCGAACAGUCGGCCAUGCUGACAAGAAGGACGAACCAUGGUGGCCGGUCCUAAAAACCCCCCAAGACCUAAUUGACAUCAUCACAACAAUUGCAUGGGUCACUUCUGGUCACCAUGCAGCCGUGAACUUUGGACAAUAUGCAGCUUACGGGGGUUAUUUUCCUAAUCGGCCUACCAUUGCUAGAACCAACAUGCCCACAGAAGACCCUACUGAAGAAGAAUGGAAAAAGUUCAUGAAAAAACCUGAACAUGCACUCUUGAAAUGCUUCCCUUCACAACUUCAAGCAACAAGAAUAAUGGCUGUUUUGGACAUAUUGUCUAAUCAUUCACCGGACGAGGAGUACCUUGGGGAGAAGAUGGAGCCCUCAUGGGCUGAAGAUCCGUUCAUAAAGACGGCUUUUGAACGGUUUAAUGGGAGAUUGAAGGAGCUUGAACGGAUUAUUGACGAAAGGAACUCAAACAAUGAUUUCAAGAAUAGAGUAGGAGCCGGGAUGGUGCCGUAUGAGCUUUUGAAGCCAUUUUCGCAGCCUGGGGUGACUGGAAAAGGGGUUCCAUAUAGUGUCUCCAUUUGAAUUUGAAAUGCGUUUUUAUAGUUUCAAACUCUUGAGUGGUGCCCCCCGCGGAAAAAAACAAUUUGAACAAAAUGCUUCCAUGCCUUGUAAAUAUUCAAAUGCUUGAAUCACAAUGGUGAUAAUUGAUUUGUGUGUCUAGGCAAGGUUCAAAACUAAGACCUAUCCUAAUCCAACAGUGCUUAGCUUGCUUGUCA
This is a messenger RNA of Alnus glutinosa, 2060 nucleotides long. Its product is annotated as linoleate 13S-lipoxygenase 2-1, chloroplastic-like. Gene Ontology annotation, biological process: lipid oxidation. The record is from RefSeq and is a predicted model, not a curated record. Gene Ontology annotation, molecular function: oxidoreductase activity, acting on single donors with incorporation of molecular oxygen, incorporation of two atoms of oxygen; metal ion binding. Lineage: Eukaryota; Viridiplantae; Streptophyta; Magnoliopsida; Fagales; Betulaceae.